AGAGCGGUUAACCUAAAACGUGACACUCUCGUGUCUUCGAUAAAAUGUCAAACAUGAAUGGAAUAUCGGCGGUGCACGUUAAAAAAUUAAGUCACAAUCUCGAAGAAAUACGAUCGAGAGCUUUAGAUAAUAUUAUUUCAAAAUACAAUCUUGGAUUUGGUUGUGAUUGCGAUGCCUUGAAAAAAGAAUUGAUAACGAAACUAUUCAACUGGUUUUCGUUUGAAUCCUUGUCACAGACGCAAACGGUUUUAGAUUUAUUGCUUCGUCUGUUACAGACGGGCGAUAGAAGUUACUUAAAUGCAUUUGGUAAAUUGAGAUUUCAAAAUGAACUUCAUGAAUUAAGGAGGAAGCUGGGUUCAGAAUGGUAUGAAAAAUUAAAUGAAAUUGAAGAAGCUGUUAUUAAUGAUGACAGAUUACAAAUGACAGUGGCAGAUAUUGAGAGUUCAAAGAAUCCAAGCACAUUAAGAAUGGGAUUUAUUGAUUAUGAUAAACAUAGAACACGAAUAAAAGACCAUGAAUUAGAUGGCUUUAAAACGCAUAGAUUGGAGGAUCGUAAUAUGUCAAGUAGUGUGCUAACUCUUCCUUCGGCUUUAGACAGUUCCAUACCGUUUGAUUUAACAUUGGAAUGUGGAGAUGGGACCCCAAUAUCCAAGGCUACCGAAGGUGGUAUCAAAUGGUUGGUAAUGCCAUGGCAGGCGCUAGUCACUUCUGACAAAGGUGUUUUAGCAGCGGUCGAAGAAGCCCUGAACAACAAUUUAGACACAAAUCUCAUAUUGCAUACGUGUCAGUUUAUAACGAACGUAAUGAUGCAAGAUUUCCCAGCGGAAGUUUUCCUCCAAAGACCAGCGAUAGUCUCGAUACUGCUCAAUCUUUUGGAUGCAAGUGCAAAUACCUCGGAUAUUAAUCUUAGAAACAUCGUACCGAUGGUUUUAAAAACACUUCACAAACUAACACGAUCCUUGAGACUAAGGAUUUAUUACUAUUGCGAACCAUGUAUCGCAAAUAAGAAACAAAAAUUAUUAGCGGGGAAAUUAAACAGCAAUGCUUAUUCAUCUUCUGAGACCCGGGAUAGCCCUGAUGGAGGAUUCUUAGAAGCUAAUUAUCAAGCAUAUCAAUCUACCGGUACAAGCGAGAGGAGCCAAAGCGCAACAGAUAACAUCGACGAUUCAAUUUUACAAUUGCAACAGAUGCUCGUACCAACCUUUUGCGUCGAGUCUUUGAGACAUGUUAUAUCUCAGCUAAGCAUUCCCGUGAACUCGACAUUUCCAUUAAGAAACAUAAAGUAUAUUACCGACUUGGCGUACGAACUGGUGCAAUUACUUAUUACAAGCGUUAUGCCAAACAUUUGGCUUUGCAAUGACAACAUGGCCUUAAAAGUGACCGAAGAUAUGAAAACGUUAUUCGGCAUCUUAGGAGAUGUUGUACAAUAUUUUGAAAGUUACAGCACGAUGGAUCAUUUUAGGAUAACGUAUCUGCAUCUUAUAACUAUUACAAUGAAACUUUUGAGUAACAUUGUCCCUUUAGAAAUAGCAGACGUUGUAUUUCCUAUGUCGCUUAAGACAUCUAUAUGUAUAGCUAUAAUGGAUGCCCCUAUUUAUUUCUUAUAUCCAAACUUGCACUCUGUGUUGCAAGAAUAUGGCCGUCAAUUUCAAGGCAAUGACGAAAUUGGAUACAUAAAAAUGUUCGACGAAACGAGAACGAUAGCAAAAUCAAUGAAAGCGGCUAUAUUAGUGAUAAAGGAUUCACCAAGCUUGUCUCAUUCGGACAUGUUGAAAACGUUAUACACGUCGAAAUUAAGUUUAUCUUAUCAUAAAAAUUUUUACAUUAUUAAGAAGACCAUCAGAUUUCUACAAAACAUAAAUAGAUACUCCCCGAAUAACGAAGAUCGUACAUUAGCCACAAAACUAGUGUUGAGCUUAUUGGCAAAUGGAGAUACCGACGUGCAAUAUGCGAUGUAUCUGGAAUGCUUUACGCUAGUUAAAAACAUUCUAGGUGUAGACUAUAAUAUUGAGAAACUAUCUUGGGAAAAUUUACUAUUCCUAUUCGAAUCAUCUAUUUUGACUGAAAUAAUUUCUUAUGGUGUGACGAACGAUGAUAAAAGGAUAAAAGAAAUGUCGGAAGAUAUGCUAGUUUAUAUAUUAAAAGGAAGAGUUCCAAUGGGAGAGAGCGGUUGGUUGACAUCAUUAGAAGCAAUUGUACCAGUCUUGCCUCUUUUGCAAUGCCAUUGUCAUUCUUCCACAGAUUUAGGCCAGUGUGUGACAAAAAUCUUUGAUCCUGAUAUUUCUUCCAACAUACAGUUACCAUAUAUCGAGGUAUUGAAAGGGAAUUUAAGAUAUCUAUUCUCGCCGGAUAUCAAUGUCAGAGAAGAAGCUGUUUGUCGAUUGAUCUGGCUUCUUGGAAAAGAAAAGGAUUCGGUUCAAAAAUUGCCACGUUUAUCGUCUCUGCAUGGUUUACCUCUGAGCUCACUUUGUAUACUCGAAUAUCAAACGUCUACGAAAAAAUCAGAAAGCAAUUAUCAGAGGAGUAAUUUAUUAUCUGUACUGGAGAUGCUGCGCGAGCCCAAUAUUGAUCCAAAGAUACGGAAAUCUGCAUUAGUUCAAAUUAGCGUUAUGAUGUCAGAUAGCUCUCUACAUAAAUUAUUUAUUAACGAGAAUGGAUUGCCUCUAAUUUUGAAGAUAUUUAACAGUGCUUUGUUGGAAAAAGAUUAUAUCAAUUAUCCAGAUUCUGUGAUUCCAAUAAUCGCUAUAUUAAACUUAUUAGCAUCUACUGAAAGCUCUAUACGCCAUGAUCUAUCCACUCGUAUAAACGUUCUUUCAAAUAUAAUAAGAAGUCUUUUUUUAUUUCCAAACAACGAAUGUAUUAGGACCGAUGGCUCGCAACUUUUAUGUUUGCUGCUUUAUAACGAGUACAUUAUGAGACAGAGUGAAAAAUAUACAGAGAAUUAUAAUCAGUUGAAUAUCUCGUUACCUUAUAUUAUUUUAUCCAAAAUGAGAUUACCGUUCUCCUGUAAAUCUCAUUGGAAAAUAAGUACACACAGACGAUCAGAUAUAUCUGUUCUUCAUAGUACCAAUCCAUUGGCGUUAACGUUCAUCAAACAGUAUUGGAUAUGGGAAUGGAACGAUGGUUUAAAUGUACUUUGGAAAAGUUGGAACGAUCUCCAUGACUGUGACAUAUCAGAAAAGUUGAAAAUUCAAGAGAACGAAUUUUGGUCUCUACGUUUCAGCUUCCCUCACUAUUAUUGCCAACAACAAUUGUACAACGUGCAAAAUUCAAUCACACACGACUCUGUUUCAUGUGCACUUGAUUAUCUCACGAUGUACCUAAAAUUUUACAAAAUGCAACAAUACGAAGAAAUAAAGGACAUAAAUUUGCUACCAUGGGAACGAACGUUCGAACGAUUCUUGCUCUCCCAUCCUGCAAACAAAGAAGACCGUGAUCUGUUUGUUGAAGUUCUAAACUUUCUACAGAUUUAUGUUAACAUUACUAAAAAUGGGAAAGGUACAUGGACCAGCAAGAUAAUGAAGAAUAUAACGAAAUCAUUAGCAGAAUUGUUUAAAACUUCCGAGCUGGAUAAUCAAGAUGUGCAUCAGUCUAUAUUGAAAUUAGCGCGGACAUGUUCAGCUGUAGAGAAAACUAAAAAGUCUUCCGACGAAGACCAAGAAAUUUGGCUCCACUUUAUCGAACUCGUUGUUUCUACUUUAUGCUUCGGAGACCAACAGCAUUUUUAUAAUUUAGCAUAUCUUGACUGGCUGCUGACAUGCCUGACGUAUUUAAUCGAGAAAUGUCAUUGGGCAAAUCAUAAAAAUUUAUUAAUAUCGUUGGGGAACACGUUAAUCGAAUUAAUCAUAUCAUUCCACGGAGCUGGAACUGUUAGUUUCAUGGGUCUAUCCAUAACAAGAAACUCCAUAAUAUGCCUCAAUCACUUGUUAUACCAGAUGCAAAUAAAUGUUAAUAGAAAUGCUUUUGCAGCAUUUUGGUACGAGGAAGGUCGCACAUUGAACUGGUUGCCCAUGCUAUGGCAAAAUCGGGAUCCUUUGGUUCGAGCAUCGGCUUUGCAAUUGUUAGCAGGGUUGAUAAAUAAUUUGCACACGGCCUCUCAACUUUUAAAUACCAUAGUAUUAGCACCUAGUGAACUUUGUCAGACUUUGCUUCAAUGUAUUUCUAGCAGAGAAGAGUCAUGUAUAGUCAGGGAACAGGCAUGCAUUGCGUUCAGCAAUUUGGUGAAAAAUUGCAAUUCCAUGACUUUUCAGUAUGUGGACUCUUUGAGAGCAAAUGCUAUUUUAAUUUAUGUGGAGCAGAACAACACUUACUACGAAAUUAGUAUUUUAUGUUCCAAUAUUUAUAUGUAUACUACCCUGGAUUGCGAUCAAAUGGAUAGUCGAGAACAGGAAAACGAAAAUGCACCGUCCGUUCAUAGUAUGCAGUCAGGUUGUACGUCAUUAGUACCACGGACUAUUUCAUAUUUGUAUAAUUGUCAGGAUGAAUUACAACCUAUUUCAGUUAGAGGAUCAGGGACCACGGAUAUGGAUAAUUAUUUGCAGUUGGUCGUAACACCGCCUCUGAUAACAGCUGUUUGCAGAUUGCUAAAUAAUUUGAUAUUCAUAGGCAAACAGGAAAUUGUUCAUCAAAUUUAUGAACACUCUAUAGAUAAAUAUUUGAUUGGAUGUAUCAACGAGGUUCCCAAAGAUACCAAAGACAGCAAAAAGGAUUUUACACAUUAUUGCGAUGUAUUGGAAAUGUACAUCAGCAUUUGUACAGUUUUAACGAAUUGUGUCAUGUACGGUAACGAAUAUACUUCCGCUAUUAAUUUUUCAUCGGACUCGCUUUAUGGUCUGCUCUACUUCCUGAACAGUGACCUAUAUCGUACUGACACAGCAGAAUUUGUGUCUUUGAGGAACAGACUCUGGACAGAGAGCUUCAACUUCAUAGCUGUUCUCUCGUUAACCGACAAUCAACAUUUCGAAUCGGUACAAACGGCUCUGGAAUCAUGUGGCCCAGAAGCAAUACUUUCGUCCAUUUGUAUUGCAAUGAGAGACUCAAACGUGGAGCUUCGUAUGAGCGCUAUAGGCUGUCUGGCAUUUUUCCUUUCGCUGGAAAUCCAGAAAGAUUCUUUGGGAAAGAGUAACAUCUCGCUGCAGACAGUAAUGGACAACACGUUGAUACGAACGUCGAGCGACAACAGAAAUAACUUGAGGGAAGUUAUAUCGAACAUUAAUAAGCUCUCGCUGCGAAGCGCGAGUGCGCAUUCGAGGAAAUCGAACGAAAACGAGGACGUUGUUAUAAUUUACGACAAUGCACUGGAUCUUGAAGUCGAGAAAGAAGUCGCGAUCGGCGAAGAACUAUGCAGCGUUCUGUUGUAUCUAUUUAUCGCCCACAAUUACAACAGAUCAAAAAAGAACCGUAAAUUAACCGAGGACAAGGACUUGAUCACAAGUGCGCUUACUAAUUUGCUGUGCGUGUCCAGUGCAGCUAAGAAAUUCGCGCUCGAGGAACAUUUACCGGAAACAACGUUAAUGAUACUAAAAGAAUUAUACGUUAGAUUAAAUUUACAACCAUUCGAGCUGUUCAAGAAUCAAAUAGAUCGCGAAAGAAAGAUCCCCCCAUUACUGCACGACGUAAAUGGGAUUUUUAUAUUAUUGAUGAAUUUCAUGUAUGGGAGUACACAAGUGAAAGAGAUAUUAACGAAAUACGGAUUAGCAGAUGUAUUGCACAAAUUGUGGGUCUGGAUUGCAUUAAAUAAUAUUGUUGCGACGACUACCUUGAAAUUACUUGCAACCUAUACUACCAAAUGUUCUGCAGCGGCGCAAUCGUUGACAUUGACUACUAUCUUGCCAGGCACGGGGCUUAGAAAGACUCCUAAUACUCUGGCUCUGAUCCACGUUAUCAUACAAUUAGUUUGCAAGGAAAUAGACAAGGCUGGACAACUCUUUGAUAAUCACAAGUUACAUUUCGCGUUUCAUGUUCUGCGAAAUGCAGUACACGUGCACGAAUGUAGGGUGUCGAUUUCCAAGAGUAAUCUCCUACAGUUUUUUACAAAAAUACAUCCUAUUACCACAAAAAGGAUAAAGCCCUGGCCACUAGUCGAAUUGUACUGUUUGGAAUUCUUAAUUGACUUCACUUAUUACGAGGAGGGUCAAUUAUGUGUACCAAAGGCUGUCGACGGUCUGGACGUUCUAUUGCAAUUAUCGAAAUGUUCUUCGUCGUCUAGCAGAAUUCUUGCAAUUUCUAUAUUGCGCAAUCUGUCGUUCAAUAUGACGAAUAGACCGAGAUUGCUUAGCUCAGUGGACUUCAUUAAUUUGCUGCACGAUAUAUUUAAAAAUGGUUCUAUCUGCGAAAUUAAAAUAGCUGGUUCUAUGUUAUGGUCUUUGGUUGUCAACAAUCAGAAAGGAAAACUAAUUGCACGGAGCGCCGGUUUUUCACAAAGCAUUCAAGAAGCAUUAGGCAGACUUACGUUAUUAUCUAUGGAUGACAGAAAACAAGAACAGGAGUCUGUGAAAAUGUUACAAUAUGUAUUGAGAAUUUUUAGCCCAAUAGAGACUAUAACGAUCGAAUAA
Messenger RNA from Colletes gigas, 6554 nucleotides. RefSeq names its product rotatin (gene ana3). The record is from RefSeq and is a predicted model, not a curated record. Gene Ontology annotation, biological process: centriole replication; centriole-centriole cohesion; ciliary basal body organization. Gene Ontology annotation, cellular component: centriole; centrosome; ciliary basal body. Bases 45 to 6554 code for a protein of 2169 amino acids. The transcript has 29 exons. NCBI's taxonomy places the organism in Eukaryota, Metazoa, Arthropoda, Insecta, Hymenoptera, Colletidae.